AUGUUUGAGUCUCCAAUAACCUCCUAUAAUAAUACCGAAAGAAAGAGGAGGAAACUAAAGUACAAAUAUAUUAAUUAUCUCACAAGACGAUAUGAGCUUCUCAUCGGAAAACAAAAUUCUCAUAAUACAGAUUUAAAUGUCUUGCCUACACCUGACAACAGUGCUGCAGAGUUCAGUGAUGCAGAUCUUCAACAUGACGAUAUUGAACGAAACCAAAGAACAAAAAAACGACGGAGAGUUAGACUACGUAGUGUACUGAGGCCGGACGGCAAUUACGAUGAUUAUAACCCCCCAUCUGACUAUUCUAACCUAGAAGAUGGUUUAUAUGGUAAUGAUAGUGAUGAAAAUAAUGAUAGUAUUCCUGACCCUGAGAAAGAGUUUCAUUCAAAAUACCAUAAGCCUCAGGAAACUUACGAGGUUUGGGUUACAUCAAGGAAGAAAAGAGUGCCAAUUCAGAAAAAGGUUAUGGGUUACCAUACGUUUAAGAAACUUGAAAAGUACGCCCAGCAUAAAACUUCUAGUACUCUUGCUCUAGCUUCCAGGAGUUUGAUUGUCUCUUUCGAAGGAAUGCAACUAGGGUAUGAAACUUGUCCGAAGGAACAAAUAACGAACUAUCAAAGGAUGCAUCUCAACCACUUAACGAAUUUAUUAUAUAUAAGCAUUUACCGUGAAGAUUGGGAUACUGCUUAUAGAUGUUUUGCGUUGUUGAUUCGAAUGGAGCUGGUCGACUUAAGGUCAAUAUGGAAUCUUGGAUCGAGGAUUUUGGAAAAUUAUGCAUAUGAUACUAAAGAAAGACUAUUGGAAUGGAUGAGUACUGUCCAUAAUUCGUAUGAAGUAUUCAGCCAGAACACGAAGCAUCAAUUUGACCCAGUUUUUAGGAGCGGUUCUCGAACACAUAUACCUAACUAUGUAUUGGGUUGGCUUUGGUUUGUGUUAGAAGGGGCGACAAAGGGUGAAACAACUUCAUCAGGACAUUCAAUUUCCUGGCUAUUGGAAAAGAUUUCUGAACUGCUAUUAAGACCGACCUAUUCAGAUAGCCCUGAGAUGUGGUUUAUUAACGCAAUGUGUUACUUUGUACAGGCGGAUAAACUAUCUCUUCAAUUGCAAAAAAAUAGCGGAAAUGAUGCGAUUUAUGGUUCGGAGUUGGAUAUUGCAAGGAACCAGGUGAUCCAGCACAUUCAUAAUACAAAAAAUUGUCUCCAAACUACAAAAGACAAAGGAGGUUUCUCUUUUCCUGAACUAAUAAUUACAGACUUUCUUACGAAAUUUGAGAAAAGGUUGUAUGCAACGAACGAUGAAAUGAAAAAAGGACAUUCUACAGCUCAGCAAGAAACUGAAGACUCAAUCGAUAUGGAGGAUUUGCAUACUAAUGAGGAAUUUGCCCUUCAUACCGUCCAAAAUUUGAAUCCUGAAAUAGUAGCGGAUGACUAUGAAUUUAUUGAGCAGCCAAUUCAGUUUGGUAUAGACUCAGGUUAUAGUAGCAGCGAAUAG
Messenger RNA from Eremothecium sinecaudum, 1491 nucleotides. RefSeq names its product Rrn11p (gene RRN11). The transcript has a single exon. The record is from RefSeq and is a predicted model, not a curated record. Gene Ontology annotation, cellular component: RNA polymerase I core factor complex. Gene Ontology annotation, biological process: transcription initiation at RNA polymerase I promoter; nucleolar large rRNA transcription by RNA polymerase I. Gene Ontology annotation, molecular function: RNA polymerase I core promoter sequence-specific DNA binding; RNA polymerase I general transcription initiation factor activity; TBP-class protein binding. NCBI's taxonomy places the organism in Eukaryota, Fungi, Ascomycota, Saccharomycetes, Saccharomycetales, Saccharomycetaceae. The coding region runs from base 1 to 1491 and encodes 496 amino acids.